This is a messenger RNA of Cordyceps militaris CM01, 1230 nucleotides long. Its product is annotated as DUF618 domain-containing protein. Gene Ontology annotation, biological process: mRNA 3'-end processing. The record is from RefSeq and is a predicted model, not a curated record. Lineage: Eukaryota; Fungi; Ascomycota; Sordariomycetes; Hypocreales; Cordycipitaceae. Gene Ontology annotation, cellular component: RNA polymerase II, holoenzyme. Gene Ontology annotation, molecular function: RNA polymerase II C-terminal domain binding. The coding region runs from base 1 to 1230 and encodes 409 amino acids. The transcript is spliced from 3 exons.
AUGGCAUACAAUGACGACGCCGUUCUUGCGCGACUAUCUGCGCUCAAUGAGAGCCACGACAGUAUUGCGACAGCUGCUCAAUGGAUAAUGUUUCACAAGUAUGCGAAUAACGCUGAGGCCAACUGGCAAUACGGUACUAAUUCGCUCGAACCUAGGCGGCAUGCCGAUCGAACCGUUGCGCUUUGGAUGCAACGAUUAAAAGACUCGUCCGCAACAAGAAGACUUAGUCUUGUCUACCUCGCAAAUGAAGUUGCGCAGCAAUCUCGAAUCCGGCGAAAAGAAGACUUCAUAAUUGCCUUUUCGCCCGUAAUUGCCGAAGCCACAUCGCUUGCAUACAAAGGCGCCCCGACUGAAAUACACGGAAAAUUACGGCGCGUGGUUGACGUGUGGAAAGAUCGGAAUAUAUUCGAGGCUCCUAUACAACAUGCUAUCGAAUCGCGCUUGGAUGGUAGCUACCCCCAAACAGCCUGGCAAGGAGGCAUAAGGUUUGGUAACUCGCCAUUUACCUCGAACACGGCAGCAACAGCACCACACGAGUUUAUUCCGCUCAUUUCUGGGUUUCAAAAGGUCCAAAAGCUGCGUGUGCCGCUCAAAUCUACUAUCGAAUCCGCGAACCAAGAGUAUGAGAAGCAAACAGAUCCAUCCACUCCCGUACCGUCAGCACCAGUUUUCGCGGCACGCCUCAAUGGCCUCCUUAAGACAUUGUCCAAUGCAGAAACUGCUACUAGAGAAAGCGUGGCGACCAGGGAAAGCUUAAUUGCUGACCUAGAAAAGAUGCUUCAGGGACAGAGGUCUGAGCUUGAGAUAGACCAUGACGCGCUGUCGCAGCUAUCAGCCAGGAAGGCAGAGAUUGAAGAUAAGAAGCAACAAGUGGAGCUAGCUAUCAUGCGAGCACUUGGCCCAGCCGAUACCAGCGAUCCACAAACCAACGGAGAGGAAAGCACGCCGGCACAGGAACCAGGCCGCCCGGAGAUGGAGGCUCUUACACCGCCGAUGAUGGAAGAGUUCACACCUCCACCGCCAGAGAUUGAGCCUCUGAGCCCGAUCGGCGAGACAGAAACCAUGCCAGAAGAGGGGAAAGCUAGACUGGGUACCACAUAUUCAAUCGCCAUAUCCUCUAACGGUUCAAAUAAAAGACGGAGGGUCGGUGACGAUAGUGAAUUUCCAGAUAUGGGAGGAGACGAUGGCAUUGACGAUGAUGUUGCUGAAAUGCUGAAAGACGGAGGAUAA